AAAAAUUGAAAAAAAGCUAUAAAUAUAGAAAUAUUUUCUUUUAAUCAAGUUUAAUGUCAUUAAACGAUUUGUCUGUAGCUCAGACAAAGCCAUUAGAUUGGGCAGAUGAUGAAUAUUCUGAGUCAUCUGUAUUACCUAAUGUCUUUGAGGGCUCUGAAGACAUUAGAACAGUUGUUGAAUAUUAUGUUGAAAAUGGGAAAAAGUUUAAAAUUACUAGAAAAAUUAAGAAAAUUGUUGUUAAGGAAAAAGAUAAUCCAGCAAUUGAAGAACGUAAGAAGUGGAAGAAAUUUGGAGUGGAAAAAGAUCGUGGUCCAGGACCGGAUCCUAGUACUACUAGUAUUGGAGAAAAUAUAGUUCUUAAGUUUCAAUUAGGAUGGUCAAAGAAUGUUUAUAAAGGCCUUGAAGAAGAUCAAUCUGUUAGUAAAACAACAAAAGAUGUAUUCAAGGACAAAAAAGUAGCAUGUCGUCUUUGCAAAGGAGAUCAUUUCACAGCACGUUGUCCUUAUAAAGACACUCUUCAGCCUUUUGAUGAGGUGAAUAAUACAAUGAAUCUAAAUAUUUCGAAUAAAUCAAUGGUAUCUUCCGAAUCUAGUGCAGAAGCAACUGGACGAUAUAUUGUCCCUCAUUUAAGAGCAGGAAGAUCUGCAGGCGGAGAUUCUAUGUUUCGACGGGAUAAAGAUGAGUAUUUUACAGUAAGAGUUACAAAUGUAUCUGAAGAUGCACGUGAAGAAGAUAUUCGUGAACUGUUUGAAAGAUUUGGGAGAAUUUCUCGACUUUAUUUGGCUAAAGAUAAAGAAACAGGAAGAGGGAAGGGUUUUGCAUUUAUUAGUUAUUAUGAUAGAAUGGAUGCUGCAAGAGCUAUCGAAAAAAUGGAUAAAUAUGGAUAUGAUAAUUUAAUUAUGAGGUGUGAAUUUUCAAAACCUAGGGACUGA
This is a messenger RNA of Pneumocystis murina B123, 932 nucleotides long. RefSeq lists its product as hypothetical. The record is from RefSeq and is a predicted model, not a curated record. Gene Ontology annotation, molecular function: translation initiation factor activity; RNA binding. Bases 54 to 932 code for a protein of 292 amino acids. NCBI's taxonomy places the organism in Eukaryota, Fungi, Ascomycota, Pneumocystomycetes, Pneumocystales, Pneumocystaceae. The transcript is spliced from 5 exons. Gene Ontology annotation, cellular component: cytoplasm; eukaryotic translation initiation factor 3 complex.